This is a messenger RNA of Anarrhichthys ocellatus (wolf-eel), 5974 nucleotides long. It is a transcript of the gene irs2a, whose product is annotated as insulin receptor substrate 2a. Lineage: Eukaryota; Metazoa; Chordata; Actinopteri; Perciformes; Anarhichadidae. Gene Ontology annotation, molecular function: phosphatidylinositol 3-kinase binding; insulin receptor binding. The transcript is spliced from 3 exons. The record is from RefSeq and is a predicted model, not a curated record. Gene Ontology annotation, cellular component: cytosol; plasma membrane. The coding region runs from base 242 to 3412 and encodes 1056 amino acids. Gene Ontology annotation, biological process: insulin receptor signaling pathway.
CACAUGUUGUUUUUCUCCAGGAUCAGAUCAGUCCCCCGGUCUGGUUCCGGCUGCACUGUUGCUUCUACCGUGGCGGACAGAGGACGCAGCUUUCGGUGUCUGCGAUGGAUUAGAUUUUUUUAUUUUUUAUUUUUUUAAACGUGCAUCUCUGUGAAGUAUUUAUUUGCUGCAAGUAAAAGACAAGGAACAAGGAGCUUGCUUAUCUGGAACCUGGGGGUAAAAUAAGAGACGUGGAGAAGAAAUGGCAAGUCCUCCGGUGACGGGAGCGCACCUGUUACCUAAUGGGAAGAACGGCGUGAAGAAGUGCGGGUACCUGAGGAAGCAGAAACACGGACACCGGCGCUUCUUCGUGCUGCGCGAGCCAACCGAGCGCUGCCCCGCGCGCCUGGAGUACUACGAGAGCGAGAAGAAAUGGAGGAACAAGUCCCCCGCGAAACGGCUCAUAACUUUGGACUCGUGUCUGUGCGUAAACAUGCGGGCCGACGCCAAGCACAAGCACCUCAUCGCCCUCUACACCAAGGACGAGUACUUUGCCGUGGCUGCGGACAGCGAGCAGGAGCAGGAGAGCUGGUACAUGGUUCUGACCGAUCUAAUAGCUGAGGGGAAAGUGUACGACAGUCCCGCUUCCACCUCCUCUUUAGUGGGCUUUGAUGAAGCCAGCUACGGACUCAUUGCCCCUGCAACAGCUGCGUAUAAGGAGGUGUGGCAGGUCAACUUGAAAUCCAAAGGUCUGGGUCAGAUCAAGAACCUCACUGGAGUGUACCGGCUGUGUUUGUCCAGCAGGACCAUCAGCUUCGUCAAGCUGAACUCUGAAGCAGCCGCUGUCAGUUUACAGCUCAUGAACAUCAGGCGAUGCGGCCACUCGGACAGCUUCUUCUUCAUAGAGGUGGGUCGCUCGGCGGUCACCGGGCCCGGGGAGUUCUGGAUGCAGGCGGAGGACUCGGUGGUGGCGCAGAACAUCCACGAGACCAUCCUCGAGGCCAUGAAGGCCAUGAAGGAGCUGUCUGAGUUCAGGCCGCGGAGCAAGAGCCAGUCUGCCAGCACCAACCCCAUCUCCGUGCCCACGCGGCGCAACCUCAACAACCUGCCCCCCAGCCAGACGGGCUUGGUGAGGAGAUCCAGAACAGAUAGCAUGGCAGCAAUGUCCCCAGGGAGAAAGUUUACGUCCUGCAGGAUUAGAACGGCAAGCGAGGGGGACGGAAGCGUGACCCGGCCCGUGUCCAUGUCCAUAUCUGUAAACGGGAGUCCCACCAGCCCAAACUCUGGGAACCACCUCAUAAGGUCCCACACCCUCAGCAGCGGGCGCACCUGCAGAAUGCUAGAUUCCUCCUCCAACCUGCACCAUAGCCGUUCCAUGCCGGUGUCCAACUCCCCACCGGGCACCUCCAGCCCCAUCAGCAUGUCUCCCAGAGGGGGGGCCAGCAUCUCCACUCCUGACAAAGCCAGGCGGCCUUUCAGCUGCAGCGCUUCAAUCUCCAGCUCCCUCAGUGACACUGGCUUCAUGCUGUGUGAUGACUACAGCUCCAGCCCGGGUGAACUCAGAUUCAUCCCCCUGACCCGCAGCGACACCCCCGACUCUCUGUCCAGCACGCCCCCAUCCCGCGACAUCUGCGACCCUUGUGGCUACAUGAUAAUGGAGGGGGCGAACGGGGCUGGCGGCGAUCGUCUGGCACAGGACAAGGCUUACAGGAAACGGACGCACUCCCUCACCACACCGCGCCAACAGAGGGUGGUGGCGCCGCUGUCGUCGGCCUCCCUGGAAGAGUACACACACAUGAGGAUGGCCCACGGACUGAACACUCACUCCGCCUCGCCCAAAGUGUGUUACCCCGAGGAUUACGGAGACAUUAAAAUCGGUUCGUCCAGGAGCUCCAGUAGUAACCUCGCCAGUGAUGGCUACAUGCCAAUGACGCCAGGCGUGGCAGCCCAGGCGGGCAAGGUAGACAACUACAUGCCCAUGAGCCCCAUGUGUGUCUCAGCACCGAAGCAGAUUGUGAACCCAAGGGUGCAUCCUCAGGCGCCUGCCGGCGGUGGCUACAAGACCAACUCCCCCUGCAGCAGCUCUCUAGAGGACAGCGGCUACAUGAGAAUGUGGUGUGGCUCCAAGUCCUCCAUGGAUAGCCCAGACAGGCACGGUGAAUACAUGAACAUGUCACCUGGAAACCCACCUCCACUCCAGACGCCCCCCGACUACUACUUGGGCCUGCUCACGGGGGAACCAACAUUCGUGAGGUCCGUCCAGGCCGGCUCCCUCACGCUCCCUGCUAAACUUCAAGCCUCCAAAAAUGAGGAAAUCAGCCAGUACGUGUUGAUGAGCCCUCAGAGUUUGAGGCAGAGGGCGGGGGAGUCGGACUACUAUUCAGUGAUGCAGCCCAGUGCAGCACAGACCUCACCACUGAGCCCCUCGGUACCCUCCCCUGUCAGACUCGGCCGGGCGGAGAACCUGGCCUACAGAGGGCGGCUCGGCAGGCCUAACCGGCUAUACCUGGACACCCUGAGGACCCUGCCCAGCAUGAACGAGCACCCCCUGCCCGGAGAACCCCGGAGCCCCGGAGAGUACAUUAACAUUGACUUCAGCGGCAUCAGAUUCUCCCCACCCUCCGUCGUCUCCACAGAGAGCCAGUCUUCAUCGGCGGACUCCAGCGGCGGGGGCGCGGGGAGGUCCUCUCUGACAGACUACAUGAACCUGGAGCUGGGCUCACACUCACCCAAGGAGACUGACACUCCCGCUGAACACUUGGACACACUCCCAGAGUUAUCCAUGUGCUCAGAGGAGGGUGGAGCAUACCAUCUGGAGAGUGAGAAAGGGUCUCAGGGCCUCGGUGAUGAGGUGAAAAAUGACUACACUGAGAUGACAUUUGGGAUGACCAGCUCCCCUCCACAGCUUGUUCCUCACAACACAGCAAGCUUCCAGAGCAGCAGGGAGAGCAGGCUCUCUCUGGAAGACCAGGGAGUCCCAGAAGGCAUCGGGGCCUUCCUGCUCGGGGCCACCUCCUCCUCCACAGUGGACCCCGACUGCUCCGCCAAGGUAAUCCGGGCCAACCCGCAGGGGCGCCGGCGCCACAGCUCCGAGACCUUCUCCUCUACCGCCACCGUGACGCCGGUCUUCCCCUCCUUUGCCCGCGGCGACGCGAUGAAGAGGCACAGCUCGGUGGAGAACAUCUCGUCCCGGAGCAGCGAGGGCUCCGACGAGGAGUACGGCAGCCCCGUGAACCGGCAGAGCUCGGCCGCCUACCCGAACGGGCUGAACUACAUUGCCUUGAACCUGCUGGACAACAGGGACGUGGAGAAAUGCGAGGACCUGGCCGGCUUCAAACCCACCAGCAGCUGCAAAGGGGGUAUCAAUGGAUUACACAGCUCGCCAUAUGUCUGUUUGGGAUUCAAGGAGGCUGCAACCACUGCCAAAGACUGAAGGACCCCUCUAUCCUUUGAAUUGACGUCUUCACCGACCUGCUGCUCAGAGAAAGAAAAAGAGUCCACUCUGCCCGUCCACUGGGCUCUGUGGCCCUAAAAGACUGUCUGGACCCUCAGCAACAAUCAUACACACACACACACUUAGGAAACAAGCAGGUCACCGUCUAUGCAUGUCAUGAAUUUCGCUGAAGGCAGGACAAGUGUGUUUGUGUAUAUGUGUAUGUGUGUGUGCGUCUCAUGUUUCCUGCGCUUUCAGAGGCCCUCUCACCUGUGACCUACAUUUUGGCGCAAGCACAGAAGCAAAGAUAGUCAGAUCGUAACAAAACUCUAAUGGUACCCAGAUUCUAUUUAUUUACCUGAGGGCAGUUUUAUGACUGCCUUGUGUGAGUGCGAGUGUGUUUCUGAGACAAAGUACAACUAACCGGUAUGACAAUGAACAAAGAAACUUACUAUACAAAUGGCCCAGGGAGCGAGGAUACCAAGGUACACGGAGAAUAUAACUAUAUUUAGAUUAACAAGUUAUUUAUUUUUGGAAGAUGAAUGUCUGAUAAGACCUACCCAAUGCCUUAAUGUCUAUACUGUCUUUAUGUUUUCUAUGAAAUAAGAGAUAAAUAUUCUAUUACGGUAUGUCUGUUUGGACCUACAUCUCUAUAUUGUUGUUCUGUUGUGGAACUUAAAAAGCUUACCAGUAAAGAUAUUAUUUCAGAAAUAUACAGCACAGUGGGGCUGCUUGAGAUCUGAUUUGCUGUAUUGAUAUUAAAGUAUUUUCUUAAUUACUAAUUUCUUAUUUAUUGUAACUUAAGUUUUUUUUGUCCAAUCAAAGCGCUGGACUUAAAGAGUUAUAUUUCUAAAUGUCGUUAAGCGUUAUGCAUGUCUUUAUAACUCAGCUCAGACCCCACAGCACCAGGCAUCUGAAUGCACUGUACCUCCCACAGUUCCUCAGUCACUUGAGCCCCUAAGACCUCACACACUCCUACCUUCAUACCUGUACGGCCUGCCGUUGAGCUUGAUGCAGGCCACUCUGCUGUGAUAUCAUUGGACGGUACAAUUGUAUAGUUGAGGUGACGAUGGAGGGGGUGGAGCCGAUGAAAAAUGACACGUUUGGGGCACAGUGGAGACGUUUUUCUGGUCAACCAGUAUCGGCAGUGCUGGGCAAUCGCUGACAAAGUAGAGGUAGACAGGCCAACACAUCUGGCACCAUCAUGGAGGGUCACUGGAAAACCAGCUGUCUGUAAAAUAUAGCUCUAUUGCAGACAAAGAAUUUGAUCUAGCUGAAGAGAAUUACGUAAUGUUACAAGCUAAAGCAAAACUAUGUAACUAGCCUAUAUCACUAAGUGACACCUAUGUAACUACAAUUACAGGAUAAUGCUAAAACAAAUUAUAAUAUUAGCGCACAAGAAAAACAGCAGCCACUGUGGCCACAAGUAGCAAGCUAUUUCAGGAUAACUAUAAAAGCCAACAGAUUGCUACUAUUAGCUAACAAUAGCUAGGCUACCAUAAGCUGGGGUGUUUCACUACUCAUAAAUUCAACUUUUCAGUAGUUGGAAGAAGAUUGUCUUAUAGCCUUCAAAAGAUACACAGUCUCGGAAACUAAAACUGUGACUCUCCGAAAUGGCCGCCAGACGUUUAGUUAACAUCAACUGAAAGCCCUCUGUAAUGUCCUGACUGUUUGGUCCUCGAGUCGUCCACUGUGCCAACUCCAACAGGCUCACAACCCCCUUUAUUGUACAUUAGAUUGUAAAACUUUUAACCAUGUCUGAAUGUAUCGCUGAGCUCGUAGGAACACCACAUAAACAUAUCGUGGGUAACUGUUUUUGACAGAGUUGAAUAAUAUUGGAGCUGUACCACGCUAAGUUGUGGUAUCUAUUUAUCUACAGAGUCUUGAAUGUGUAUAUUGUGUACAUAGAAGAGUUUAACUAAAAACAAUCUAUUGACAAUACAUAGUUCUUAGAUUUUACCGAUGUUGCAAUGAUAUUCCUGUGUAAAGAUUUUGGCUACCGAUUUUUAAAAAGGGGAUCGGGGUUUUUGCUUUUGGGGUUGUACAGUGUAUUGUAUGCUUUUCUCCCUCACAGUCCGACUAUAUGAAAAAAAUACUCUGUCUAUUUUAUUAUAGCGAUCUCUUGGCCUUGUUGACUCACUUUACCUAAUGGCAUAUGCAAUAGUGACAUGAAUACAAUCUAGUUUACAACCGUGGAACCAAAUGUAACUUUACAUUGAUGAUUUUUUUUUUCCUCUUGUGGCGAGCAGAAGCUGUUUUGCUCCUUGUACAUUUCUCUUUCUGCCAAGUGUUUUGUUUUUUUGUCGCUGGGAACUUUGUUCUUCACGUGUCUCAAAGCGCUUUACCCAUUUCUGUGACCAUGGACAGACAGACUGAUCUUGGAUUGACUCAGUCUGAAUGCGUCGUUGUCUUCCAUUGUACAUAAUUCAAUAUACUGUUUAUUGUGAUGCUCACAAGAGAUGAUUAUAAUGAUUUAUAAAUUCUGGUAGUCGAGUAUUGCUUUCGUCUGUAUCGAUUGUGGAUAGCAUCCUACAGAAAUAAAUGAAUUUAUUUAAAGAGGUA